Molecule: messenger RNA, 3084 nt
Organism: Truncatella angustata
Lineage: Eukaryota; Fungi; Ascomycota; Sordariomycetes; Amphisphaeriales; Sporocadaceae
Exons: 6
Coding region: 1-3084 (1027 amino acids)
Molecular function (GO): protein binding
Source: RefSeq, a predicted model, not a curated record
AUGACUAGCAAAGAGCCUCUAGAGGUGCAGGUAGCGGUGCCCGCUGGUGCCGCCAAGAUUGUUGCCAAGCCCAAGGACAGAAAGAUCUUGCCACGUGACUUGGGCCUCAAAGUCAUGUUCCAACCGCAAGAAGCAGAGGAAAUUGAAAUUGAUGUAGUUGCUGUCCAUGGUAUGGGUGCAAAUCCAGGGUACACAUGGACCGCCGGGCUCAAAGAGCAGAAGCCAGUGAAUUGGCUGAGUGACAAAACGAUGCUCCCAAAAGACCUUUCUAAAGCCCGUAUCAUGACGUACGGUUAUCAGUCAUGCUGGUUUGGAGAACAAGCCGUCAGACAGUCACUCGAGAACGUUGCCACAAAGCUACUCAAAUCUCUUUGCGAAGAACGGAGUAAGUGCCUAUACCGCCCAGUGAUCUUCAUCGGUCACUGCUUCGGAGGGCUUGUUAUCCAAUACGCAUACACCACGUCAGCGCUACAUAAGACGCAAUUUCCGGGGAUUUCCGACUCUGUAGUAGGAAUGGUAUUUCUUGGAACUCCUCAUUUCGGUCUCAAGGAGAACUCCCAGUUACAGACUCAGGGCUCGGUCUACAACGCAAUCGUUGAAGCUACACAGUCGGUACAGGCCAACCUGCUUCACACCAUGGCACAGGACAAUGAUUUGCUUGUGAAUACCGUCAGCGACUUCACGAGAAAGGUUAAUGAACCGAAUGGACCAACUCUCUAUUGCUUUUACGAGCAGGGAGCAUCUAAUCUUGGGCGUAUUGCUGGCAUUGAUGGGCUCAAAAGGCUAUUUGUGAACCAAUCUUCCGGCACACUCCCUGGGCAUCAAUCUGAAGGUCUAGCCCUGGACCACUUCGCCAUGAAUAAAUUCGAAGACAGCGAGGAUGAUAAUUACAAAUCGGUACGCAGACAGAUCAAGAAUAUGGUCAGCAAAUCAAAGGCACUCAUGGAAAAACCGGUUCCUCAAUUUCUCACCAAGACAGUAAAUCAUAUACCAUCAUUUCUUGCUCCGAUUAAUCGGGAAAGCAACUUUGUGCCCCGAGACAAUAUCUUAAGUCUGAUCGAAGAGAGUUUUGAUCGGACGAUGAACGUGGUUUUAUGUGGGGGCUCAGGAAAUGGAUUCUACGAAGAGAGCGGGUGCUCUAACGUCCUUUGGGUCAACGCAGCCACCGCAGCAGAGUUUGAGCUCUCAUACAUACGUAUUGCUGAGAGUCUUGGUCUCACCAAGAAUAGAAAAAAUGGUAGUGUGUUGAAGGCCGUAUACGACAGACUGAAUCAAGAAGGGCGUUGGCUCAUGAUUCUCGAUGGCCUGGAGGACAUGACAAACUUGAAGGCGAGUGAAUGCCUGCAUGCGGGAAAGUCUCUCCUGACGUUCAUCCCCAAGGCGCACUUUGCCAGGAUUCUGAUCACCACGCGAGACAAAGCUCUAGCGAUGCGAAUGGUCAACCAAGAUGCCCAGUAUGUCAUUAACGUAUCUACCCUGAAAGACGACGAUGCUUCAUGCCUCCUUCUCGGUAAGGUCACAUCGGACUCCCACAGGAGAGAAAGCUCUUUGAAGGUCGCGAAAGAUCUUGGUACCUCAGCCGGUACCAUUGUAUUGGCGCACAUAUAUCGUAAGAUGGUAGACAUUAGUUGCACAAAGUAUAGAGAGCUACUCUCCUCUCGUCAAACACCGGGUACAACAACAUCCGGCCUAUUGCGUGCUUCGCGCUUAUUAUAUGAGGCGCUCCGAAAGGACCACCCUAGCGCAGCUCACCUACUGUUCGUCAUUGGUUCAAUUGAUGUUCAAAGCAUUCCAGAAAUCUUCUUUGAGCGACAGCAGUUAUCCCGCGGCUCAUUGGUAGAAUUGGUGAGGUUUGGCAUGGUCGAGCCGUCCAAGGACAAGCGUGUUUACUGCAUGACAUCUGUUGUCCGAAGAUGUGUGGAGACAUGGCUCGUUGAGGAAAACGAGAAGGAGUUGACUGAGACGAAGGUAUUGUUCACUAUGUGCCAAAGGUUCAAGGCAAACAAGGACGACCUCGCCAACUGUCAGGUUCUUUUACCUUGUGCUUUGGCAGCGCUAAAGUUUCAACCAUCAUCAUCAGAGGCUAAACAGCAUCUCACAACGCUACUGUACGAGGUUUCAAGAUACUAUCAACGGUUCAAGCAGUACUCUUCAGCUCUUGAAUGUCUUGAGCGAUGUCUCGCCUUGCAACAACAGGACCUCCAGAGCGAGAAGGAUCUGGUUAAAAAGACAAUACAGUCGAUAGAGGAUGUGAAGAAAGCUCUUCUCAAGAACAAGACAUCAACAAGGGCUGCCCUGAAACCAGAUACACCUGAAACCCGUAUUGCGAAUUCAAGGAAAGAAGCAGAAGAGCUCAAGGGGAGUGUGGGUCAGGACCACCCGGACACAAUUCGGAAAAUCAGCGAGAUGGCCACCUUUCAAAUCAUCCACGGAGACAAGAAAGACGCUUCGGAGGCUCUGAAUCACUACAAGCAAGUGCUAAAGUGGUGCAAAGCCAAAUACGGAGACGAAAGUAUGGAUGCAGCCCGGCGUCAGUACAACCUUGCUAUUGCGCACGAGGCUCACGGCCAGUACGACGAAGCCACAAAACUCUAUAUCAAAGCAUCAAAAAUUACCGAACGUCAUCUCGGGCCUGGGCAUCCAGAACUUUUGAGGAUCCUCGGGAACGUGGCCACGCUAUACGCCCAACAGGGCCACAUGGAGCAGGCUCGGCAGGCCUUUGAUGACGUGCUACGAGGCCAACAGGAGAAACUGGGGUUAGAUCAUCCCGAUACGCUAGUCACUAGACAGAACGUUGCGAUGGUAUUAGAAGAGAUGGGCGAUUUUGAAACGGCUGCCGAAGAGCUUCGGAAAGUCUUCACUGUCCAGGCUCGUCUGCUUGGCCGUGACAACCGUGCAACACUGCGGACGGCUUGCAGUCUAGCAGCAAACCACGGUCUCCGAGGUUCUUUGGAAGACUCUGAGAAGCUCUUCAAGGACACAUUGGCUAUCCAAAGAAUAAUACUAGGAGAGAAAGAUCGCGAUACUUUCCAGACGGAGCAAAUGAUGGCUGAAUUCGGGUUAAAGGCUGUGAAGCAGAAAUAA